AUGCCUGCUAUCAAACCGGGAUCUCUCGUUCUGGUCACAGGCGCGAGUGGUUACAUCGCCGCGCAUACUGUAGACACACUCUUGAAGAGGGGAUUCAACGUCAGAGGGACUGUUCGGAGUCAUUCCAAAGGAGGAUACCUCACCAACCUUUUCAAGAAUGCAAAAGCCAACUUUGAGUAUGCCAUCGUCGGCGACAUCGCCGAGAAAGGGGCGUUUAAUGAAGUCGUUAGAGGAGUAGAUGCCGUGGCUCAUAUGGCUAGUCCUUGUCACUAUAACGCUGUUGAUCCUGCCGAAAUGCUUGGACCCGCCAAGAGUGGUACUUUGGGUGUUCUAGAGAGUCUCAAGAGAUACAACCCUGAGUGCAAACGUGUCGUCGUCACAAGCUCAGUCGGCGCUAUCAUCAACACGGAUAUCCUCCAGCAGAAACCUUACAAAUUCACGGAGGCCGACUGGAACCCCGUGAGUUUGAGAGUAUGCGAAGAGAAGGGCCGAGAUGCCGAUGGUGCCAACAUGUAUCGAGGCAGCAAGACUCUUGCAGAGCAGUCUUUCUGGAAAUGGAUCGAGGAUGAAAAACCAUCGUUCGACGGUGUUGCCAUUAACCCUUCAAGAGUACUCGGACCUAUCAUUCAAGAAUGUGCCACUCCCGAGUCUUUGAAUGCAUCCGUCGGGUACUUUUACGACUGGAUGAUUGGCAAAAAGACACAGGACGACCUUCCUGAUCCUGGUGGAAACUAUGUAGACGUCCGUGACUGUGCUAUGGGACAUGUGAGAGCCUUAGAGGUUGAAGAAGCUGCGGGCCAACGGUUCAUCACUGGUAACAACUCGUAUAGCGGGAACGACUUUGCCCUCUCUAUUGCCAAAGCAUACCCCGACCUCCCCAAUGUGCCCAAAGGCAAUCCAGACCCAGCAUACAACCAAAAACUGCGAGACGACUACAAUUUCUUUGACGGGUCGAAAGCUACUAGGGUGUUGGGUUUGCAGUAUAGGUCGAGGGAUGAGACGCUUGAGAAAAUGGCGAGGAGUUUGAGGGAGAGGUUUGAUGACUUGUAG
This is a messenger RNA of Cryptococcus wingfieldii CBS 7118, 1050 nucleotides long. RefSeq names its product dihydrokaempferol 4-reductase. The record is from RefSeq and is a predicted model, not a curated record. Gene Ontology annotation, molecular function: oxidoreductase activity, acting on the CH-OH group of donors, NAD or NADP as acceptor. Lineage: Eukaryota; Fungi; Basidiomycota; Tremellomycetes; Tremellales; Cryptococcaceae. The transcript is spliced from 11 exons. The coding region runs from base 1 to 1050 and encodes 349 amino acids.